CGGACGGAAAAAGCCGAGCGGAGCCGAGCGGAGCCGAAGGGGUCUAGCGACCAUAUUUAUCGCGUUUGCGGCCGCCGUCGUUUUUCCUUUCCAAUAGUUUUGAAUUAUUUUCCCUGUCUGCUAUUAUUUUAAUCAUUGACAAUGCCGUCUCUGCUAUUUUGCGGGCCCAAAUUAGCCGCCUGUGGGAUUGUGUUAAGCAUCUGGGGUGUCAUCAUGUUGGGGAUGCUGGGGAUCUUCUUCAGUGCUAAAUCCGCUGUGCUGAUCGAGGACGUUCCCUUUACUGAGGAAGACAUCAGGAACGACAAAAACCCACCCCAGGCAAUCUACAGCCUAUACAACCAAGUGGCGAUCAACUGCUUCAUUGCUGCGGCCGUGUACGUUGGAGUCGGCGCCAUCUCUCUCUGCCAGGUUCGCCUGAACAAGCGCCAGGAUUACAUGGUGACAUAAGCAGAGGAUAUUCAGCGGUCGAUCAAAUCUUCUAAAUGUUAUUUAUUUGCAGAUCACUUUAUUUAUUAUAAUGGAUCGGUUGUUGUAGCAGUUUGAGGUUUUUGUCUUUAGGAAAAAUGGAAAAUUAUAUAUAAAAAAAAAAAUGAGUAUGAUCUAUCAUUGAUCAGCAAAACAGCUGUAAAUUGCUCUUAUGCAUGUAUGUGAAGAUGGAUGUUCUGUGAAUUACACAUUCCUAUAGCAGAUAACCCUAAAAUAAAAUGAAUCACUGGACCACACAAAAUGUUAACUGCAUCAUUCUAUAGGCAAAAAACAAGUGACUUUAGUGUGAAAAAAUUCCUGUCUAUUGAUGUGUGGCUCUUUAUAGUAAUAGGAACAUGUUAUUAUUGUGUGAUUUAUGUAUUCAUCUCUUUGUGUUGGAAAUUAUUCCUCCUCAUACUGAUUAUAUUUUUCCCUUUUCCUUAUCUACAUUAUAUGAAUGUAAUGGCAGUGAGACAUUACUCUGAAGAAAUGAAAAAAAACAUGAAGUGGAAAUAAAAUGCUUAUUUCAA
Silurus meridionalis is the source of this 995-nucleotide messenger RNA. RefSeq names its product ribonuclease, RNase K b (gene rnasekb). NCBI's taxonomy places the organism in Eukaryota, Metazoa, Chordata, Actinopteri, Siluriformes, Siluridae. The coding region runs from base 142 to 447 and encodes 101 amino acids. The transcript is spliced from 3 exons. Gene Ontology annotation, molecular function: RNA endonuclease activity. The record is from RefSeq and is a predicted model, not a curated record.